Molecule: messenger RNA, 1062 nt
Organism: Owenia fusiformis
Lineage: Eukaryota; Metazoa; Annelida; Polychaeta; Sabellida; Oweniidae
Source: the annotation of a GenBank genome assembly
AUGAUGUAUGGGCAUGAUCGCACCUACCAUGCCCUGAGAGUUUGCUCUACAACAUGGGGUGCAGCUCAUUUAGAUGAACUCGUUACCAAGAUCUGUAGUGGCCUAGAAUCGUUGGAAGAUGUCCUAAGCUGGGCUACUACAAAUGCCAGCAGUUGCAGUAUCCCAAUAUACAGGUCACUGUCCAUCCAGGAAAAUGUCAAACAGAUUGUCACUGUGGAGAUCCUAAAAUCGUUUUUGUACAACAGUGAUGCAGGAUCCAUGCAGACGAUGAUGCUGGCUGGAUGGUUGGGUCGAGACAUCAAUGUACACUCCACAAUGCCAGGCAUACCACAAAUGCGCAAAUUUGAUCCACUGCCAUCAUCCCCUCGACCACUGCUAGAACCACUUGAUAUUUUGUUUGUACCAUCUGACUAUCACAGAAAUCCUCCCGUGUAUAACCACUACCAGCCCUUCCCGGCAUUUAGCGACGCAGAGAGAGUACUCAUUGAAAAUGAGUGUGCGGCUAGCUACCAAGACCCCACAUGUUGCAAUGGGGAAGGAAUCAGCCAACAGGUCAAUUGGGUAAUGUGUGAUAGCUGUAGGCGAUGGUAUCACAUGACCUGUGCUGGUGCCAAGGGGAAGGAUGAUUUCUUUUGUGGUUGCAACAUGAAGCUAGACCACAAAAAAUUGGUGAUGCCAGCAUACCCAAAGACAAGACUUGCUGCCUAUGUAGCAAACAAGAAACAUGAAAUUCAGGAUUUGUGCUCCAAGCUGAUCAGUAAGAAAUUGCCUUCUUGGCGUUAUAACAUCCUUGCAAAGGAGGCAGAGAGGAGGCACUUGUCUACGCAUAUGAUAACACUCCCAUUCCGUAUGCAGAUGGUUUGCUCAUCAAUGUCAGGCAUAUCUGUCCUGAGGGAAAGCUCAACAGAGUUGGUCCUUGACUGCGUAAGGAAUUUGCGGGAGGUCAGCGAGGACUUUGCUCAAUUUGUACUUUUUCCUGAGGUGCUGAUAUAUUUAUUCAUGGACUUAGACAAGACCACCCGACUGCAAGCGGAGCAAACACUUUCAACAUGGAAACGAUGA